GCUUCUCUCCCCCCUUCUCCCUCUCCUUUUCCCCUCCCUCCUUACACACCCCUCCCCUCCCCUUCCCCUCGCAUCCUUGGAAGCAACAAUUAAGCAGCUCUGGGAUAAAACACACAGCCUGCGGGAGCACGGGGGCAUUGCUUCAAGAGAUGGCAAGGCAGGCAGCUGCACCCCUCCUUCCCGGAGUCCUCCUCCUCCUCUCCAUCCUCCCGGCUUCUCAGCAAGGAGGGGUCCCUGGUGCUAUUCCAGGAGGGGGAGUUCCCGGAGGAGGCUUUUUCCCAGGUGCUGGGGUUGGAGGUUUGGGAGCAGGACUUGGAGCUGCAGGAAAACCUCUUAAACCAGGGGUCGGAGGCCUUGGGGGACUUGGCCCACUCGGCCUACAACCAGGUGCUGCAGGUGUCUUUCCUGGAGGUGCUUUCCCUGGGGCAGCCUUCCCUGGUGCUGCCUCUGCUGCUGCGCUCAAGGCAGCAGCGAAAGCUGGUGCUGGCAUUGGUGGUGUGGCUGGAAUUGGUGGUCCUGGUGGCCUCGGGGUCUCUACAGGUGCAGUGGUACCUGGUGCGGUGCAGCCGGGGGUUGGUGCAGGAGUGAAACCCCCGAAAGUACCAGGUGCUGGGAUUCCCGGAGCGUUCCCAGGCGGUGUGCUCCCUGGUGCAGGCGUCCGCUUCCCUGGUGUCGGGGUGCUGCCUGGAGUACCCACUGGUGCUGGAGUCAAGCCCAAAGGUCCAGGAGCAGGAGCCUUUGCAGGAAUCCCUGGACUAGGAGGUUUUGGAGGUCAGCAGCCUGGUGUCCCCCUGGGGUAUCCCAUCAAAGCUCCUAAGCUCCCAGGUGGCUAUGGAUUGCCCUACAGUACUGGCUUUGGGCCAGGCGGGAUAGGAGCUGGCAUCGGGGCAGGAGGAAAGGCAGGGUACCCCACCGGGACAGGAGUUGGAGCACAGGCAGCAGCAGCGAAAGCGGCAGCAAAAUACGGAGCUGGUGUCCUGCCUGGGGCCGGCGGCAUCCCCGGAGUCGGCGGAGUGGUACCGGGUGCUGGUGUUGUCCCAGGGGUUGGAGUUGGAGGUCCCGCAGCGGCGGCGGCAGCAGCGAAGGCAGCAGCAAAGGCAGGAGCCUUUGGUCCAGGGGUUGGUGGUGUCCCUGGCCUUGUGCCUGGCAUCGGUGGUGUCCCCGGCUUGGUGCCUGGCGUCGGAGGUGUCCCCGGGGUGGCAGGAGUCGGGGGGCCAGCAGCAGCAGCAGCAGCAGCAAAGGCAGCUAAGUACGGAGCUGGCGUUGGCGUUCCUGGCAUUGGUGGUGUUCCUGGUGUUCCUGGCGUUCCUGGUGUUCCUGGUGUUCCUGGUGUUCCUGGUGUCGCUGGUGUCCCUGGCGUCCCUGGUGUGCCCGGUGUGCCCGGCGUGCCCGGUGUGCCCGGUGUGGCUGGGGUUCCUGGUGUGGUGCCUGGUGUCGGAGUGGGUGGCCCAGAAGCUGCUGCGGCCGCAGCAAAGGCUGCAGCGAAAGCCGCAGCAUUUGGAGCAGGGCGCGUGCCCGGUGUCGGUGUGCCCGGUGUCGGUGUUCCUGGUGUUGGUGUGCCCGGUGUCGGUGUACCCGGUGUUGGUGUACCUGGUGUUGGUGUACCCGGUGUUGGUGUACCCGGUGUUGGCGUGCCCGGGGUUGGUGUACCCGGAGUUGGCGUGCCCAGUGUUGGCGUGCCUGGAGUUGGUGUGCCCGGUCUGGUGCCAGGAGUCGGAGCCCCAGCAGCUGCCGCUGCUGCCAAAGCAGCUGCCAAAGCAGCCAAGUAUGGAGCAGGUGGUCUGGCUCCUGGUGUGGGUGGUCUGGCUCCCGGUGUGGGUGGACUUGCUCCCGGUGUAGGUGGACUGGCUCCCGGUGUAGGUGGCCUUGCUCCUGGUGUUGGUGGCCUGGUCCCCGGUGUUGGAGGUGUCCCAGGGGUCGGAGUUCCCUCAGCAGCAGCCAAAGCAGCAGCGAAGGCAGCCAAAUUCGGUGCUGGUGUUGGAGGGGUGCCUGGAGCAGUGCCUGGAGCAGUGCCUGGAGCAGUGCCUGGAGUUGCUGGGGUGCCAGGAGUGACUCCUGGUGUAGGUGGUGUGCCUGGGCUGGUGCCAGGUGUGGGGGUACCUGGUACUGGCAUCCUCCCCGGGGCAGGCAUCCCCCAAUUAGGGGUGCAGCCUGGUGCUAAACCUCCGAAAUUGGGUGUUCCUGGGGUUGGAGUCCCAGGGAUCGGCGGUGUCCCAGGUGGCCUUGGAGUCGGUGGCCUUGGAGCUGGUGGCCUCGGAGUUGGUGGGCUUGGUGCUGGGCUCUUGUAUCCAGGAGCUGCUGGGAAACCUCCCAAGCCAGGUUUUGGUGUUGGGGGGCUGCAGCCAGGGGUUGGCGUUCCCGGCUUCGGUGUGUCACCAAUACUUCCAGGUGGGGUUGCCGGUCAGCUGGGAUUCGGUGGGAAGCCCCCCAAGACCUACGGAGGAGCCCUCGGUGCCCUGGGCUUCAGAGGCGGCGUCGGCUGCGCACAAGGGAAGUACUGCGGCAGGAAGCGGAAGUAACCGCACUCCUCACCCGUGACCUCAUGAACUUUGGUGCUACUGCAUGGUCCAGAAUGUAAAUCCCGAGCAAAGCCUCCCCCCCCCCCCCAAAACCCGGACCCGACGUUCCCAGGACGGCCCCGUGCCUAUGGCAGCGCUUGUGCCACCCCAGCCCCCCCACCCCGACGGGGAGCACGGAACAAACCGCGGCGAGCGGCCGUCCCCAUUGGUGCUAUUGCUCCCUGCGGGAUCUGGGGGGGUCUGGGGGUGUCACCACCCUGCGAGCCUCAGACCGGAGCCCGGACGGGGAGGGCAGGAUGAGGGGCACCUCACGUCGGAGGGAGGAGGGAAGGGGGUCGCAGCAGUGGGGAGCUGUAGGGGAGGGAUGUCCCUGGCAGCCCUGGGCUGCCCCCGGUCCCCGUGCUCCGGGGGGGCCGCGGGCAGGAGGGGCUCUGUCCCUUCACGUUGCUCACUUUGCUAUACCCGGUGGGAGGCCCUCUGCAGAGGGGCUCGCUUCCGACAGACUAAUAAAGGACAAGGUUUUAAAUGA
This is a messenger RNA of Melopsittacus undulatus (budgerigar), 3048 nucleotides long. RefSeq names its product elastin (gene ELN). The transcript has 35 exons. Lineage: Eukaryota; Metazoa; Chordata; Aves; Psittaciformes; Psittaculidae. Gene Ontology annotation, molecular function: extracellular matrix structural constituent. The record is from RefSeq and is a predicted model, not a curated record. The coding region runs from base 150 to 2519 and encodes 789 amino acids.